CCCAAAGGUGGUUCCUUGAGGCCCAUAGCUCUCCUAUCGCAGUUGUGUCCUCGUUAGCCCAGGGAGCUCCUUCAACGACGCAAUUCCCACCACCCACGCCAGGCUGUUCUUCCUUUCCCCCCCGCAACCACGACCGCCGACUUGGCCCCGACCUCGAAUCGAUCGAAUACUAGCUUAAGUUCUCUUCGAACUUGAGACGGACUUUUCUGCGAAUAAGCCAUGGCGCCGACAACAUCAUUGCUGCGCUACGUGUGCGGUCUGGUGCUCCUCGCCUGCUGCGCCCAGGCGCUGAGGUUCGAUUUGCAAGCCACGAGCACCCACGAGGGCAGGAAGGAGCGAUGCAUCCGCAAUUUCGUCGCUAGGGACACCUUGGUCGUCGUCACGGCUAUUGUGGACGGUUCAAAGGGUGACGGCAUGACCGUCAACAUGCACAUCAAGGACGCUGUUGGCAACGACUACGGAAAGCCCAAGGACAUUGCAGGCGGCGAGAAGCGUGUCGUCUUCACCUCCCACGCAGACGCCGCCUUUGACGUUUGUUUCGAAAACAUCCUCUCUGGCUCCGGCCGUAGCGGCGCAACGAGCCGCCACAUUGAACUCGACAUCGACAUUGGCGCCGACGCGAAGGACUGGAACGCCAUCCAGGCGACGGAGAAGCUCAAGCCCGUCGAGGCGGAGCUUAGGCGCAUCGACGAGCUCGUCAGCGAAAUCAACACCGAGAUGGACUACCUGCGCGCCCGCGAGCACAAGCUGCGCGACACCAACGAGAGCACAAACACCCGCGUCAAGUGGUUCGGCAUCGGCACGACGCUCAUCCUCGUCGGUCUGUGGGGUUGGCAGAUUAUGUACCUGCGGGCAUACUUCAGAUCCAAGCACCUGAUUUAAACGCAUACAUCGGUGAAGUGAAAACGGAGGUCCAGCCCAAUGGCUUGACAAACAGCGUAAAGGAGUUACGGAAGACGAGAGAUGUUGACACCGCCGCGGAGCGGUGAUGAUGAGUUUCUCUGUGAUGCCAUCGGAAAGCAUCAAAAACCACCUCGGGGUUUUCGAGUGUGUAUUAGUGUAUGCAUACAUACGACGGUCACCAUAAAAGUCAUGAAUGAUAUAACGCAAAUUACAUUACAGCAGGAA
Molecule: messenger RNA, 1128 nt
Organism: Colletotrichum phormii
Lineage: Eukaryota; Fungi; Ascomycota; Sordariomycetes; Glomerellales; Glomerellaceae
Product: emp24/gp25L/p24 family/GOLD
Exons: 4
Coding region: 220-882 (220 amino acids)
Biological process (GO): Golgi organization; intracellular protein transport; endoplasmic reticulum to Golgi vesicle-mediated transport
Cellular component (GO): endoplasmic reticulum; COPII-coated ER to Golgi transport vesicle; endoplasmic reticulum-Golgi intermediate compartment
Source: RefSeq, a predicted model, not a curated record